Messenger RNA from Vanessa atalanta (red admiral), 1851 nucleotides. RefSeq lists its product as uncharacterized. The transcript is spliced from 16 exons. The coding region runs from base 57 to 1802 and encodes 581 amino acids. The record is from RefSeq and is a predicted model, not a curated record. NCBI's taxonomy places the organism in Eukaryota, Metazoa, Arthropoda, Insecta, Lepidoptera, Nymphalidae.
UAACUGUUAUAACAAACUUGGGUGCAAUUUUGACGAGGUUCUAAGUAAAAUCCAAGAUGCCGGAACUCAUAGAGCAGAUGUACUGUUCCCAGCAGAUCGUUAUUCCGCCGAAGUUUCCGUACAUCCUCAAGAAGUAUUGUAAAGCAGCUAUAAAAACCCAGCCAUACGACCUUCUCCGUUGGUCCUAUGAGUACUUCACAGCGCUUGCGCAGAACCGCCCACCCCCAGUGAAGUUAAGAUUGGAGUACCCCAUAUACAGCACUGAGGGUGGUCUUACCAGAGGAUGCUUGAAGGUUUUGGCUAAUCAGCUGACUGGUGUAUCAGACGUGCCUCUGCCGGUUGUGCGUAAAGCAUGGGACGGUUUCUGCCUUGAUCCUCACGAACUAAGGCGGAUAUUCUGUUUGUGUGAAGUGUAUCUAAGGGAAAGUUCAGUACCAUUUUUACAUUUCAUCGCUGUUGCUGGAGGCUUGCUAACAAAGACACUCACACACACCAUGAUCCUACUCUGCGAGACGCUGACCAAGGAACCUGACGGUGGAUCAGCAGCAAUACCGGUUCAAGAUUUCCUGGUUAUGUACAAAUUUCUGGCGCGCAUGGACGCUUCUAAGGAUGUGAAGUAUUUCAAUGGAUAUCGGGAAGGUGAAGCACCGAAACCUGAAACUCCUGUCGAGGAAGAGGAGCAGCCACAAAUAUUAGAAGAGCACACAGAUACUGAUUCAAUGUUAGAAGAUUAUUGGCAAGACUCUAAGAACCUUCACAAGGUGAAUCUUAUAAAUGAUCACGUGUCCCAAUCAGCGAGAUUAAGUGGUAAAUUGAACAUGCCAGUUAUUGGCAAAAUCCAACGUUCACCUUCCGUCGAGAGAGCGGGACAGAUAGAGAUGGAGAACUACUUGAGGGAGAGAAAAGGAAGAGCUGCUCCAAGCGAGGCAGUUGAAAAAAAGCUUCGUGAAAUGAGUAGUGCGAAAAUCAACGCAGAUGGAACAGCACCAAGUGAAACCAAAACAAAAGACAAAUUUGAGAAGAAGAAAGAAGGUAUCGAAAUUAUUGUCACAGAUGAAAACGAUACGGAAAUACCGUUAGAGAUAUAUGGUGAACCAAGACAAGUAAUCGUUGAUGAUGAAAUUGUAGAAGGAACGGAUAUAUUAGGUGGCGAAGAAGUGAAAGAAGAAGAAAAUGUAGAGAUCGAUGAAAAAGAGAAGAUUAGACAGUUUGUUGAUGAAUGUUUUGAAGAACGUGAAAGACGUCGUGAAGAUUUGGAACGUACGUUCGAAGAAAUCGCCGAUAUCGUGGAUCGAUUCAAAUCGGCUAAUUAUGAUCUCGGUAUGGUCGCUGGUAGACAGAUGUCGACGACGAGCGGCGAAUUCGUAGUGGCUCAUAUUGAAAAGGAUAUCAUGGAUUACAUAAAUGAUCAAAUUGCAAUAUUACCUGAUCCAGACUUGAAGAGAAAGAAGGCUAAGCCCGAGGAGGUGGCCAUGGUGAGGGAAAUUCUGGACAACUAUCUCGAUGAGAAUAUGGAUGUGAUCAUACCUGAGCUGGAAGAAGUGGAAGAAGAGGAACAGCCGAUACCAGAAGUAACCGUAGUAUACGCGGUACCAGGAAUUGGGCCGCCGGUUGAAGAAGACUUGAUAGAAGAAUUCGCAGAAUACGCUUUAGAUAUAUGCAAGCUGCAAGCUGAUGUUAUUAUGCCGAGGAACAUUCGACAUUUUCUGUGUCCACCUUUGGAAAAGUAUGACGAACCAAAGUACGAAGACCAGCAGACCAAGAGAGAAGAAGUGGCGAUGGGGGGAGUUAUCACAGAAUAACAUGAAACUCAUGAACUAUUACGUACUCUUAGAUUUCUAGAUCGAAACC